ACUAGUUUAACUUAAUUGUCUUUUUUUCUUCUUCUUUCGUUUCAGCACAAAUUCUCAAUCGCUUUUCACAGUUUUGUUUGAUUCUUCUAUAGCGAGGGAUAAUGCAAAUAAGGUUUCGGUUAAUUUUAAAGCUUUCACGUGGUCGCUAAAUUCAGUAACAGUUUGCACCAAUGUUAACGUGAACAAUUGCAACGCAGCAUACAACAAGUUUGCAGCGUUUAACCGUACCGAAACUGGAUAUAAAGUCUAAGAAUGAUCUUGUUACUGAAUCUAAUGCUUCAAAGAAGUUAAAUAUCUUUCAAUUACUUUCCAAUUUUUAUCCACAUAUUUUGACGCUUAAUGAUUAUACUGCUCUUUCAAAUCCUUCAUUGAAUGAAAAUGAUCUAUAUCACAAACACAAAGACUAUCUACUGAGUACGAUUGUGUGUUUUCAGUCACCUUUACGGCCGCCAUGCGAAAACAAUUCCGUUCGGUGUUCUCAAACAGAGGUACUUGAUAAUGUCAUUUUAUGGCAUUUUCAGCAUUCAAAAAACAAACCAAAUAACAUUUUAACAAGAGGAUAUCUUGCGAAUAAUGAAAGAUACAAGGCCACUCACUUCUCGAGUCUCAAUUCAAACGUGGUCAUUGUUUUCCCAAACGACUAUGUAUCGAUUUUUCGUUCAGAACGUUGGCAAGAUCUCUUAAAACUUAUGGGGGAGGCUAUGAUGUCCUACUUAUUGACUUUUGGAAGUAUAUAUGUGCAUUUACCGGGGAAGAAUUAUGUCCAGCUGUGCGGUGUUCCUCUUUGUGAUGUUCCUGUUCUUUCACGAACCGAAGAUGUACGAAAGAAACGCAAGACUCGUCCGUGGCCGGAUGCUCCGAAAUCACAAAAGAAACCGAACUCUAGAGAAUCCAUAUCAAAGAAAGUUUCCAUUCGACAAAUUCUGUUUACAAUGAAUCCUACCAAUAGUAGUCCGAAUUACUCUGUUGGGUUUGAUAAGAAUUACCCUCUGAGCAUUUCUCGACCAAGACCCUUGCAUAAAAGAAGUUUAUAUGUUUUGUGUUUAAUGUUUCCAAAACAAAUUCCUUCCUCUCACGAAUCUUCAGGCUCAAUAAAAGGAAAGACCGAUAGUCAACAUAGCAGCUUUUCCGACUUCGUGAUACCCAAACGCUUGAAUUCGGCUUACUCAAUGAUACGACAGUUGUUAAAACGUUAUGAUAAAACAUCAUAUCAAGAAUUGUAUCAGUAUUACUGUCCCUUUCCCAAGGAUGCAAUUGCAAAGAGGGAAGCUUCUACAUCUAUCACUGACUUCAGUGUUGGUUCACAUCAGGUGUACGCUUUUGUCAAAGCGGUUCUUAAGCGUGUGAUUCCUAAAAACUUUUGGGGAUCAACAGCCAAUUUUCAGCAUUUGUUAAAGGCCGUUAAGUUUUUCAUUAACCUUCGACGUUACGAUGUGUUGAAUUUGGACCAUGUUCUUUUGGAUAUUAAAAUUAAAGAUAUCCGGUGGCUUGAAUUACCUUCUACGAAGGGUUGUAGAAUGAGUCUCACAGAUUUCAACAAACGUAAAGAGAUAUUUGCUGAAUUUGUUCACUGGCUUUUCAGUUCGUUUGUCAUGAAUUUACUACAGACAUCGUUUUACGCAACGGAAUCGUCUGGUCAAAGGAACAAGAUUUACUUCUUUCGGCGUGAUGUGUUUCAUGACCUUUCAGAACCAUUUUGCCAUGACAUACGCAACCGACUUUUUGAACCAGUUGAUGCUAACGAACUUGAUGAGAAAUUGCAUGUCGCAAGUAUUCGGCUACUUCCUAAGAGAAACACGUUUCGACUAAUUGUUAACUUAAGCCGCAAGCUACAAUUGAAAGAAUCAUUUACAAAGGAAACCACUUUCCGGAGCUCGAGUACGAAUACUAUGUUACUUCCAUUAGCAACGAUCCUUGGAUGGAAAACAAAACUACUAUCGAAGAAAGAGGCUGUUUACACAACCCUUGCAGACGUAUACACGGAAUUGAUAAACUAUAAAGCCAGGCUCUCCCGUGUCGACAUGAUGAAUUGCAAAAAGUACUUUGUAAAAGUUGAUAUACGAAAUUGUUAUGACUGCAUUGAUCAGAAAAAGCUUUUACGCAUUGUGCGAACGCUGUUUGAUGAGGAUGAAUUUUUGAUACGGAAGUAUGCAAUUGUUCGAGCUUGUUAUGAAAACUUUGUGAAAAAGUAUGCAUUAAGCGCAUGCACAUAUGCCGAUUAUCUGAACUUUUUUCAAUUCGCUAUGCAGUUCAAGGGAAGAAGAGAUUGCCAAGUCUUUAUUGAUAAUGUCGACUCACAAACUCGUACAACAGACGAACUAAUGCUUUUGUUGAAGCAGCAUAUUACUCAGCAUACCGUUAGCUUUGGCAAUGGGUGCUAUAGACAGACACAAGGUAUUCCACAAGGUUCAAAAAUUUCGAACACUUUAUGUUUCUUUUACACUCGAGACUUGGUUCGGAAACGCCUGCGUUUUGUCAACAAGGGCAAUUCUGUUCUUUUACGGGUUGUUGAUGAUUUUCUAUUUAUUACUACAAGAAAGCGUGAUGCGAAACGUUUUCUCUCACUAAUGGUGAAGGGUUUUCCGGAUUAUAAUUUUUACGUUAAUGAAGACAAGACAAUGGUGAAUUUUGAUCCUGGUCCCAAAUAUUUAAACAAGAUCAAAAUUGCAUCUGAUGAGUUGUUAUUUUGCGGGUUUCGUGUGAACUUACGAGAUCUUAGCAUUGGGCGAGAAUUGUACAUUCAGUCUAGCGCUCAUCGCCGCAUCAUAACAGUUGAGCACGCUUCAUGCAUAUGGCAAGUCCUGUGUAAACGAUUGAUGGGAACUGUGUUUUCAAGUCUGCAUCCUAUAUUUCUUAAUGCUUCACAUAAUUCACCUUCUGCAAUUCGGUACAACGUUUAUACAGUGGCACACAACACAGCUUUUCGCUUACGUCAAUACAUUCACGAGUACAAGUUGUUACCCAUUAAUGUACAUGAUAUUGUUAGCAAGGUUUGGUUUGUUUUGUCGACUCGCUUUCGUGUUUAUUCACUUGGAGUUGUGAACUCUUCGAAACCGGAAAGCUUACAGUUUACUUCAGCUGAAAUGAAGUGGCUUAUUAUUCAAGGUGCAUUGGAUGCUCUUCGGCCAGUAAAACAACUGGCAGCAUUCACUUUAAGUUUAUCUCGCGAACAGAAGCGGCUUGAGAAGAAGAUUCCCGUGAUGUAUUUGAGACAAUGUGUUUCCUCCAGAAGGUUUCGGGCGAUAAACUUGCGUUGACACUGCGUUUUUUACUAAAUAUCAUCACACUUCCCGUUGCAACAGAAUGCUAGGCCGCUGCUGGUAUCCAUUUUCUAAACUUUCUCUUUCAAGGAUACUAUCCCCCAUAACACUUUUUCCCAAAGUUGUUUAUCAUAAAGGUUACGCUAUUUUGAUGCAUCCAAUAUCCACUAAGAUAAUACUUUCUGAUUCGUAUCCUUGACAUCUUCAUCUGAGGCAGAUAAAAGUUCAAUUUCUGUAUUCACAUGGCUCAUUACUUUAUGUAAAUCAUUGAAGUCAUAAGAGAGUGUGUUGUUCUCAUCCCUGUUACCCGGAUCAUGCCGGUGAUGUGUGCAAAGAUGUUUUUCGACUAUCCGAUUUAAACGAACAAUUUCAUCCUGUAAACCUUCCAAUGUUUCUGCGACCUGCCUCCUCCGAGCGGCGUCUUUUCGUUUUGCACGAAUGUACUCUGAAAGGAUGGCCAAACCGGCUACUGAGCUGUGAUGAGUCGAAUGUUAGUUAAUUGCAUUUGUGUGUAAGUCGACCAAAAACCUUCUACGCCUGGUUUUUCUCCCCCCUUCACCUGCUUACAAAAUGAAUGUCUCUGAAAGGAAAUUUGCACCAGUCUCGACAGCUUUGGCAUCAUUCAAUGGUCGUAUAUGAAGAGGCACAUUCCCCGCCCGAUUUUUUGUUACGCCUAACAAACGAAACUCUGCUCGGUGCAUUUUCUGAGCAACAUUUAUGCACAUCUUUUGUUCAUUAGUCAACUAUCGUUACAGAUAUAUAUAUCUCAGAGCGUACGCGACGAAAUGCCGGAUGUUCUUUGGCCUGUGAUUUAAUUGUAUUGGCAAUGGGUUUAGAAAGAGUUCGUACGAGCAGCGAUCCGAUUUUGAAUGCUAAUGAAGACAUAAUCAAAGUCCUCGUUGCAAAAGAUUUUGGGUUUCAGCAACUUUUGCAAAUUAUGAUACCUACAAGUAUCUCAACCAGAAAACCGAAACUGUUUCAAAAACUGUACAUAGGAAAACGUAAAUAGAAAAUAG
This is a messenger RNA of Schizosaccharomyces japonicus yFS275, 4276 nucleotides long. Its product is annotated as telomerase reverse transcriptase 1 protein Trt1. Gene Ontology annotation, molecular function: nucleotidyltransferase activity; DNA binding; telomerase RNA binding. The transcript is spliced from 13 exons. NCBI's taxonomy places the organism in Eukaryota, Fungi, Ascomycota, Schizosaccharomycetes, Schizosaccharomycetales, Schizosaccharomycetaceae. Bases 690 to 3257 code for a protein of 855 amino acids. The record is from RefSeq and is a predicted model, not a curated record. Gene Ontology annotation, cellular component: telomerase holoenzyme complex; telomerase catalytic core complex; chromosome, telomeric repeat region. Gene Ontology annotation, biological process: telomere maintenance via telomerase; telomere maintenance; DNA strand elongation.